This is a messenger RNA of Ananas comosus (pineapple), 1085 nucleotides long. Its product is annotated as NAC domain-containing protein 90-like. Gene Ontology annotation, biological process: regulation of DNA-templated transcription. The transcript has 3 exons. Lineage: Eukaryota; Viridiplantae; Streptophyta; Magnoliopsida; Poales; Bromeliaceae. Gene Ontology annotation, molecular function: DNA binding. The record is from RefSeq and is a predicted model, not a curated record. Bases 72 to 773 code for a protein of 233 amino acids.
AAAGAGAGAUACAUACAUAAAGAGAAAGAGAGAAAGAGAGAGAAAUAAUAAAGGUCUCUUUAUAUAACAAAAUGAGUAGCAGCAGCUUCCCACCCGGCUUCUGCUUCUAUCCAACGGAAGAAGAGCUUCUGGGCUUCUACCUCCACAACAAGCUCGAGAACGAGAGGACCGAGGAUAUCGAGCGCGUGAUUCCCGUCCUAGACGUCUAUGGCGUCGAUCCGGAGCACCUCCCAGAGAGAGCAGGAGAAGCAUGCAGAGGGGGCGGGUGCGAGCAGUGGUUCUUCUUUUGCCCCAUGCAGGAGAGAGAAGCGCAAGGAGGGAGGCCGAGCCGCACCACUCCGUCGGGCUACUGGAAGGCCACAGGCUCUCCCAGCCUGGUCUACUCCGCUGCCACCAGCCGCCCCAUCGGCCAGAAGAAGGCGAUGGUGUUCUACCAAGGGCGCGCCCCUUCGGGAACUAAAACCAAGUGGAAGAUGAAUGACUAUAGAGCUCUUGAUGAUCAAGAACAAGAUAUAGCCAUUCUCACUUCCUCUCCCAAGUUGAGAAGAGAAUUUAGCCUGUGCCGAGUAUAUACAAAAUGUGGAGGGCUAAGAUUGUUCGAUAGGCGGCCAUGCAUGGGUUCUUCCGAGACCAGUGGGAGCCAAAGAUCCCUCUUUACUUCGAUGAGGAAUAGAUCAUCAUCUCGCGAUCACGAUAGUUCUUCAUCAGACGAGGGAGACUGCUCUCGCGGCCAAGGAACCGCCGAUUCAACGGCCGUGACGGAGGAGAGUUAAUUAGCAACUAAUUGAAUAUGCUGAAUUGUUUCUAUUUUUCUUCUUUUUUUCCUCCUUAAUUAUGAACCAAAAUACUUGAUUACAAUAUUCAUCAGUUAGAAGUUUCUAGGCAGCUACAUAUAUUCAUUAAUUAUUAGGUUAUUUGAGAUUUUAUUUGAGAUUUUUAGGCAUGAUUUAAUUGUUGUUGUUGUUGUUGUUGUUGUUGUUGUUAUUGUUGUUGUAGUGAGCAUAAAAUGUUCAAAUUAAAGGGUUGUAAUUUGAUUGAUUGAUUGCCUGGAGGUGAUUAGUUAAAUUGUUUGUGAUUAACUCUUA